UCCAGUCUCCUGCCUUCCCCUCUGGGGAGACCUACUUUUUCAGGUUCUCCACCACCUGCCUUCUGACUCUUUCACUUAUUCAACAAAAAUGUAUUGAGUGCCUAGUAAUGUGGCAGGCGCUGUUCUGAGGCCUGGGGUCCAGUUGUCCAACUGCCUCUAGAACUCUCGCCCUCCGUUCUCAGCUUCUAUUUCCCUUGGACUCGUCUUGUCCUUGGUCUGUGUCAGGGCACCAUCUCUCCUUCCCGGCUCCUUGGAGCAGUGGGUUCCCCGAGUGUCUGCCUCGCACAGCUCUGCCUCGCUGUGCCCAGCUAAGACUCCCUCCCCCUCCUUUCUCCCCCAAACCUUGGCCCAUGGCCGGGCGACACCACGAGUUAUUUCCCUGCUAUUUCCCGGCCGGGAGCUCUUGGCCCCUGAACAACUGGUUUCCUCUUGGAGUCUGGGAGGAGCAGACCGGAGCCGGCAGGGAGUGCACCCGAACCAGGGGGACGCCGAGGGCAGGGGACGCCUGGCAGGGGAGACGCGCAGGGGCGGGGCAGAGACUGCGAGAGGACCCGGGCUGCCGGAGCCCCCGUGCCAGCGCCAUGAGACCGCUCGUCGCCCUGCUGCUCCUGGGCCUGGCGGCCGGCUCGCCCCCGCUGGACGACAACAAGAUCCCCAGCCUGUGCCCGGGGCACCCCGGCCUUCCCGGCACGCCGGGCCACCACGGCAGCCAGGGCCUGCCCGGCCGCGACGGCCGCGACGGCCGCGACGGCGCGCCCGGGGUUCCGGGAGAGAAAGGCGAGGGCGGGAGUCCGGGGCUGCCGGGGCCCCGGGGGGAGCCCGGGCCACGAGGAGAGACGGGACCCGUGGGAGCCACCGGGCCUGCAGGCGAGUGCUCGGUGCCUCCGCGCUCCGCCUUCAGCGCCAAGCGCUCCGAGAGCCGAGUGCCUCCGCCGUCCGACGCGCCCCUACCCUUCGACCGCGUGCUGGUGAACGAGCAGGGACAUUACGACGCCACCACCGGCAAGUUCACCUGCCAGGUGCCGGGGGUCUACUACUUCGCGGUCCACGCCACCGUCUACCGGGCUAGCCUGCAGUUCGAUCUGGUCAAGAAUGGCGAGUCCAUCGCCUCUUUCUUCCAGUUUUUUGGGGGGUGGCCCAAACCAGCCUCGCUCUCGGGGGGCGCCAUGGUGAGGCUGGAGCCAGAGGACCAGGUGUGGGUGCAGGUGGGCGUGGGCGAUUACAUUGGCAUCUAUGCCAGCAUCAAGACAGAUAGCACCUUCUCGGGAUUUCUGGUGUAUUCUGACUGGCACAACUCCCCUGUCUUUGCUUGAUGCCCACUGGAAAGUGAGCAGUGUGACACUCACAGCCACAUCGUCCCGGGAGGGCUGGCCCCCCCCCUUGGGAUGUUGUGAACGACUCCAGUCCUGCUGCUGGCAGAGAAUGGGGACAGAGGCUGUCUGAGAUCAGGGCUGGCAGUGAGGGGCAGUGGCUGGAUUUCUGCCCAAAACCAAAGGAGCGCUCUGUGCUGGCAGGUGUGGGUCCCCCAGUUGCUCUGGCCCAGGAUCCCAGAGGUGGGGUGCCCUCUUCCUGGUGUUCUGCUUCUCUGGGUCCUCCCUUGUCCCUCCUAUUCCUGGGCCCUUUUCUCAGAGA
This is a messenger RNA of Neomonachus schauinslandi (Hawaiian monk seal), 1632 nucleotides long. RefSeq names its product C1q and TNF related 5 (gene C1QTNF5). Gene Ontology annotation, molecular function: protein binding. Lineage: Eukaryota; Metazoa; Chordata; Mammalia; Carnivora; Phocidae. The transcript is spliced from 3 exons. Bases 351 to 1313 code for a protein of 320 amino acids. The record is from RefSeq and is a predicted model, not a curated record.